Molecule: messenger RNA, 2452 nt
Organism: Hevea brasiliensis (rubber tree)
Lineage: Eukaryota; Viridiplantae; Streptophyta; Magnoliopsida; Malpighiales; Euphorbiaceae
Product: subtilisin-like protease SBT1.8
Exons: 2
Coding region: 75-2330 (751 amino acids)
Biological process (GO): proteolysis
Molecular function (GO): serine-type endopeptidase activity
Source: RefSeq, a predicted model, not a curated record
ACUUAUAUCAUGGAGAAGCCUUUUUAAUAGGAUAUAGGUUCACAUGUAUCCAAGCAUAAACAAGCAGGAACUAUAUGGGUUCCAUGGCAAACACUUGGUUCCUCUUUCUUCCUCUCUUAACAACCCUUUCACUGCUCCAAGCUACUGCCAAGAAAACUUAUAUUUUCCACAUGAACCAUAACUCCAAGCCCCACUCAUACUCUACUCACAGUGACUGGUACCAAUCCCUCACUUCCACCUCUGAUUCCCUUCUCUAUGCCUACACCACUGCAUUUCAUGGCUUCGCUGCCUAUCUCGACCCUGAAGAAGCCGAAUCUCUCAGGAAUAUGGAUUCUGUCCUUAAUGUCUUUGAGGAUACUCUCUACUCUGUCCAAACCACCCGCACACCACAAUUCCUUGGUCUCAAUUCCAACUUCGGCUUGAAUGACGGACGUAAAUUUCAAGAAAUUGAACAAGCUACUCAUGACGUUAUUGUCGGAGUUCUUGACUCUGGCGUGUGGCCAGAGUCAAAAAGUUUCGAUGACACGGGCUUGCCUGAGAUCCCAAAACGUUGGAAGGGAAAAUGUAACUCCACAAGCGAUUUCGAUCACAAACUCUGCAAUAAGAAGCUAAUUGGAGCUAAUUAUUUCUUGGAAGGACACAAGAAAAUAGCACCUAGGUCCAAGGAUAUUGCCUCGCCCCGAGACUAUGAUGGGCAUGGCACGCACACUUCUACUACAAUUGCAGGUUCGCCCGUGACAAAUGCAAGUCUGUUUGGUUUUGCAAGAGGCACCGCCCGUGGAAUGGCAGUUCAUGCCCGACUCUCAAGCUAUAAGGUCUGCUGGAGUAGCGGUUGUUCUGGAGUUGAUAUUAUAGCAGGGAUGGAUAGGGCUAUUUUAGAUGGUGUAGAUAUACUCUCUCUGUCGAUUGGCAGCAGGAAUCCCGAACCUCUUCCAUAUUUUAUUGACCCAAUCGCUUUUGCUGGAUUCACUGCAACGCACAAUGGCAUUUUCGUCUCUUGUUCAGCUGGUAACCAUGGACCUGCAAAAUCAACUGUAGCAAACGUGGCCCCAUGGCUUUUGACAGUCGGUGCCGGAAGUAUAGACCGGAACUUUCCAGCUUAUGCCUUGCUUGGUAACAAACAGCGGUUCACCGGUGUCUCGCUCUACAAAGGACCAGGAAUGGGAAGCAAGCCAGCCAGGUUGGUGUAUCGUAAGGGAAGUGAUAGUUUCAGCAAUUUAUGUUUGCCUGGUACGCUUGAACCAGCUUUGGUGAGUGGCCAUGUGGUGGUCUGCGAAGGCUAUGGCGAGGAGAAAAGUCUGGUGGUGCGUAAGGCCGGAGGGGUUGGAAUGAUACUAAUUGACAGUAUAGCUGUGAAGGCGUUGGAUACUAACAGUUUCUUGGUGCCCGCCUUAACGGUGGGGAAGAAAGUAGGUGAUUUGAUUAAGAAGUAUGUGAAGACUGAACCUAAUCCAACAGUUCUUCUAAGCUUUGGCAAGACAGUGGUAAAUGUAAGACCGUCGCCAAUUGUGGGAUCUUUUAGUUCUCGAGGGCCGAAUCCGGUGACACCACAGAUCUUGAAGCCGGAUAUUAUAGCUCCUGGAGUUAACAUCCUAGCUGCAUGGUCUGAGGCCACAAGUCCAUCAGGCUUGAAGGAGGAUUACAGGAGGACAAAGUUCAACAUUAUUUCAGGGACAUCCAUGGCAUGCCCACAUGCAAGUGGAAUAGUUGCGUUGCUCAAAGCUGCACAUCCAACUUGGAGUUUAAGUGCUAUUAAAUCAGCUCUCAUGACCACAGCCUACACUGUCGACAACACCAACUCUCUUAUACGGGAUGCCGCAACUGGUAUAUCUUCAAAUCCAUGGGCAUAUGGUUCUGGUCAUGUGGAUCCAAAGAAAGCUCUUUCUCCAGGCCUGGUUUAUGAUAUCUCCACAGAAGAUUACAUAAAAUUUUUGUGUUCAUUGAAUUAUCCUCUCAAAAUUAUCCAGGCAAUUACCAAUGAAAACUCUAAUCCCUGUUCUAAAGCAUUUAGUGAUCCUGGUGAACUCAAUUACCCAUCAUUCUCAGUCUUGUUUGGAAACAAGACAGUUGUUCAGUACACUCGGGAAUUGACAAAUGUGGAGGCUGCCAAGUCUACUUACAAAGUGAAAGUGAUUAGACCAUCGAAUGUGGCAGUAACAGUGAAACCAACUGAGCUAGUUUUCAAUAAUAUUGGAGAGAAGAAAAAAUACACAGUGAGAUUUGUGGCAAAGAAUAAUUCAAAGCCAGUAGGUGGAGUUGCAUUUGGUUCAAUUGUCUGGGAAAAUGUUAAAAACCAAGUUAGCAGCCCAGUUGCAGUUACAUGGCCAUAAUUUAUAAGCUCUCCUUGUCUGUUCUUGCUCCAUUACCAGUAGGGUAUUGGUGAUCAGUCCCUUAUUGGGUUGUUCUGUUCCUGGUUUUUCAUUAUUAAUAAUACGUUGCUGCUUUGAGAAAA